Molecule: messenger RNA, 1068 nt
Organism: Cavenderia fasciculata
Lineage: Eukaryota; Evosea; Eumycetozoa; Acytosteliales; Cavenderiaceae
Exons: 4
Coding region: 1-1068 (355 amino acids)
Source: RefSeq, a predicted model, not a curated record
AUGAAAGAUGUUGGUCGUUUGAUUGUACAAAUAAUUAAAAUAGAUAAAUAUUGUAAUAUUACAGUAGUAGUAGUAUUAGGUUGUGAUAUUAUAAUGUACCAAAAUGACGAACACAUUUAUUUUUGUGAAGGGAAUAUACCUGUAAUUAUAACAUUUCCACACAGCGGAUCAACUAAAAUCAAAGGUGUAGAAACUAGAAAGAAAGGAGUUAUACAUGGCGACGAUCAUACUGACAAGGUUGCUAAAGCUUUAAUGAAUGCAUUUGCUUGUAAUGCUUGUAGUAUUGUAAAUAAUAAUAAUAAUAAUAAUGGUCAAAAAGAAGAAGAAUCUUCUACAAUUUGUAAUUGUUCAAUUUGGAAAGAAAAUGAUGCUGAAAAGGAGUAUGAAAUGGCUGGUCAUUCUACAAAUCGAACAUGUUGUGAUUUUAAUCGUAGUGCAGAGAAUGCCUAUGAGAAUACAGUCAUGAAACAACACCAUGAUUUAUACCAUGGUACUAUUAUAUCAUUUAUCAAUAAGGCUAAACAACUUAGUCAAAACAAUUGGCAACAACAACAACAACAACAAUCUGAUGAUGGUUCUGACAAUAAACCAUUAUGGAGUGGUAGAUGUUUAUUAUUGGAUAUGCAUGGUCAAUCUGAUUGUCCUGACCACAUACUAAGAGGUACCAAAAAUAUGACAACCGUUCAACCACUACUCCAACGAUAUGGAGUGGAUGCAAUCAUUGGAGACAAUAGUAUAUUUGGUGGAUUGCGUGCAAGAGAGAUACCUAUCUUUCCAGAAAGUGUUCCAACUGAAUACCUUUUGUCCAAAGAAAAAGAUAUUAGUAGUAGUCUUCCACCUCCACCAGAGACACGCUCUAAAACAUCUCUAGAUCAACACAUGGAACAUCCUCGCUAUAGCGGAGCAUAUACUGUUGUUCAUCAUGCAUUGGCACAUUCAAUUGACUGUAUUCAAGUUGAAAUUGGGUUUCAUUAUCGACUUCGUCCACAAGUCAUUGUAGAUUUAACCAGACGAUUACGUGACUCUAUUUUAACAUUUAACAAAACUUAUUUAAUUCCUCCAUCUUGA